GCGAAGAAGAAGAAGCAGCACGUGCACGUUGUUGUCGAAUUUGAAUUAGUUUUGUUUUUAGCCAGAUUUUAAGUUAAUACCGCCUUGCUGCGCCAGCAAAAUGACCAAAACAGCGCCAAAGGGGCGCCCAAAGGCCAAGACGCCCUACAAACGCUACUUUGAGGCGGAAAAGGACUCGAAAACGGACAACGACGGCGGGGGCCUGGAAUACGUGAAACUGAAGAGCAAAAACCAACAGAAUUUCGUCGGAGAUUUCAUCAAGAUGAAUGAUAAGGCCAAGAAGCCGCGUCCCCAGAAGGCUCCGGCCAAGCCCACACAAAAAGAGCUGGAGCCCAAGCCCAAGAAGAACCCGAUUCCCGAGGAGAUCCUCCAGAAGUACUCACGUGGCGAGCAAGUGCAGCCAAAGGGCGUGAAGACGCGCCACUUCAAGGAGCAGCAGACGCGCAAGGAGGUCUACCUCGAGUAUGCCACCGAGCAGGCGGCCCGAACGGAGCUGCUGCUCCAGGAAACCGCUGGACAACUGGAGGCCGACGAGGGCGAAACCACCGCCGAGUACAGACAGUCCCAGAUAGCCGACAACGUGGACCUGCAGUCGUCGGCCAAGCAUUUCCAGCUGAACAUGGAGUUCGGCCCCUACCAAAUGCGAUACACCAAGAACGGCAGGCAUUUGCUGCUCGGCGGCCGGCGCGGGCAUGUGGCCGCCUUCGAUUGGGUUACCAAGCGGCUGCACUGCGAAUUCAAUGCCAUGGAGAGCGUCGAGGAUGUCCAGUGGCUGCAUGUGCCCACCAUGUUCGCCGUGGCCCAGAAGACCUGGGUCUAUUUCUACGACAAGAAGGGCACCGAACUGCAUUGCAUCAAGCGGCUGAACCGGGUCAAUCGCCUGGACUUCCUGCCCUACCACUUCCUUCUGGCCGCCGGCAACAGUGCUGGCUAUGCAUCCUGGCUGGACGUCUCCAUUGGCGAGCUGGUGGGUAAUUUCAACACCGGCUUGGGCGAUAUACGCAUGAUGCGCCACAAUCCCCGGAACGGAGUGCUCUGCAUUGGCGGCGGUCGCGGCGUGGUGUCCAUGUGGUCGCCCAAGGUUCGUGAGCCGCUGGCCAAGCUGCUGUGCCAUUCGACAGCCAUGACAGCGCUGACCGUGGAUCCCAAGGGCCAGCAUCUGGUCACCGCCGGUCUGGAUCGGGCUGUGAAGGUGUGGGACAUCCGCAUGCUGGUCCACGACAAGCCGCUGACUCACUUCCAACUGCGCCUGGCCGCCAACGAGCUGGAUGUCUCGCAGCGCGGCAUGCUGGCGCUUUCGCAGGGCACCUAUCUGGAGACCUACUCGGAUCUGCUCUCCGGCGGCGGAUCGGGCGACGGAACGCGGCUGCCCUACCUCCGCCAGCGCUGCGAUGCCUUUGUCCACGGUCUGCGUUUCUGCCCGUACGAAGAUGUGCUCGGCGUGGCCACCGCCAAGGGCUUCCAAUCGCUGUUAGUGCCUGGCUCUGGGGAGCCCAACUUCGAUGCCCUGGAGGACAAUCCUUACGAGACAUCGAAGCAGCGACGGGAGCACGAGGUGCACGCCCUGCUUGAGAAGAUUCCGCCCGAGCUGAUUACCCUGGACCCGCUAGAGAUCACCGGCGUAGAUGCACCCACGCUGCAGGAGAAGAUCGAUGCCAAGAGGAAGCUGUUUCACGUGAAGGCGCCUCGCAUCAACAUGAAGCCGCGCCACAAGAUGAAGGGACGUGGCGGUACUGCAAAGGCGGCGCGCAACAAGCAGAUCGUCAAGGAUGCCAAGCGCAAGGAGUUCAUUGCCGAGGUGAGGGAGGCCAAGAAGACCGUGAUCAAGCAGCACACAACCAAGGAGGGUGCCAAGGGCAAGGCCAAGGCACCGCGCUCCGUCCUCGAUCGGUUCAAACCCAAGCCCCCCAAGAAACAGAAGACCUGAGAAUAGUUCGUCUUAAGCAAGAGGAAUAUAAUGUAUACAUUAAACUAUUUGUAUAAGCUAUACAAGAA
Molecule: messenger RNA, 1995 nt
Organism: Drosophila biarmipes
Lineage: Eukaryota; Metazoa; Arthropoda; Insecta; Diptera; Drosophilidae
Product: WD repeat-containing protein 46
Exons: 2
Coding region: 101-1927 (608 amino acids)
Biological process (GO): maturation of SSU-rRNA from tricistronic rRNA transcript (SSU-rRNA, 5.8S rRNA, LSU-rRNA)
Cellular component (GO): small-subunit processome; 90S preribosome; nucleolus
Molecular function (GO): protein binding
Source: RefSeq, a predicted model, not a curated record